AUGAAAUUUAAAGAUUAUUUAAGUUCUCUUGUAUCCAAACGUAAAAGUACAACAUUACCUUCAAAAUCAAAUCCUAAACCAGUUCAUACAAAAAAUCAUCAAGAAUUAACAGCAUCAGCCGAUUGUCAUUACGAUAUUUGUGGAUAUGAAGAUAUUAAUGGUAUUGUUACUGAUGAUCAACAUAGUCGUACUCAAAUAUUGCUAGCUCGUCAUGCUGAAUUAGUCAAUACAAUAGUUGGAACAAGAUCAUCAUAUGAUAAUACAUUAUCUUCGUGUUCGCAAUGCUGUACCUCACAUCAACCAUCGCCUGCAAUUCCACCUCCACUACCACCUCCACUUCCACCUAAAUUAUCAUUAGAACAACAAGCAUCAUUGUUAAACCGUAAUUAUUCGAGUACAUUAGCAACAUGUAGUCCACGUCGUGAAUGUCCACAUCAUCACCAUCAUCAUCAUCAUCAAGAACAACAACCACAUCAUCCAACACAUCUCAUCUCAUCACAAUAUUCAACACCAAACCCAAGUAUCAUUUCAUCAAGUAAUAGUUCAUUAUGGACAACGACAAUGAGUUUAUCUAAAAAACAGCGUUCAAAAAUUCGCACCAAUCCUUGGAUUGGGAACACUUCAAUAAAUAAUCGAUCAUCAAUUUUUAUUGAGCCAUCAAAUGUAUUUCAUCAUUGUACAUCACCACUAGUACCAUCUUUAGCACCACCCUUAGCACAACCUGAAUAUGGUAUUUAUGAUCCAACAUUUGGUACAUCAUCUGCUGGGUUAAUACAUUCAGAAUCAUUUCCACAAACAACAUCAAAUGGAAAUAUUAAUCUAACAAAUUCACCAUCACCUCCGCCACCAGCACUAGCACCAGCACCAGCACCAACAUCUAGUGUUAUUCUACAUCAAAGUGAUAGUGGACAUGGAUUCUCUCUAUCGAGUUCAAGAGUUAUUGAUUCAUCAUCAUCAUCAUCAUCCUCAUCAUCUGCUUCUUCAUCUUCUUCUUCACCACCUCCGUCAAAUUCAUCGUCAGCAAAUAAUACAAGUGGUAAAGGCAUAUUAUUAAAUGAUAAACAACAUUAUCGUCAAAAGAAACUUAAAAAACUCUCAAUAACAUCAUCACCAUUAGUUAUACAAAGAAGUCCACUACAUAAUACUAAUACAGAACAAUAUUUUUCUCCACAGGCAAUCACCUCGGAUAGUGGAAGUUUAACACGACGAACACAAGCUCCUCAAAUAUCAUCAACAUUCACUAGUCAUCAUCGUUACCAACGACCAUCAAAUACUACGAAAAUUACUUCUGUUAAAAUGCCUAUUGAUCGAAUGAGUCACGAACAUCAUUCAUGUAGUUCAUCAUCUCGCUCGAUUGAUGAUCGUUUUUCACUUGAAUUUGAAGAAAUACUUGAAAAUGAACGAUCAUAUAAACAAAGGAAAGAUAAACAACCUUCAACUAAGCUAGUAUCACCAACAGCGAUAUCACCACGAAAGAAUCCAUUUAUACUUCCAUUAGAUGAAACAAAUAUCAAAUUACCAUCACCACCACCGAUUUUAUUUUCACCAACAUUAACAAAAACAAAUUCACGUGCCAUAUUGAAACAUAUUGAAGAAAUUGAAAAUGAAAUUCGAUUAAUUAAAAAUUUAGAUCUGAAUAAUGGCGAUGAUGAUGAUGAUGAUGAUGAAUAUGUUCUUUCACCACAUGCUUAUCCGGAAGAAGUUAUUAAUUUAGAAGAUGGAAAUAAUGACGAUGCUGCGGAAGAAGAGAUUAAAGAUGAACGACAAUCAAUUAAUGAGCAAGUUGAUCAAUGGGUUGAAAAAUGUUUAAAAACAACUAAUAAUACAAAUAAUCCAGUAACUCUUCUUCAUACUGAAUAUGAUCAUUUGUCAAAUACCACGAAUGAUUAUAUUGUCUGUUUAUCUUCUAAUGAUGAUCGACAAACUUCAUCAAUGCCAACAUCAUCAACACCUCAAAAAACGACCAAAUUAAUGACAGCAUUCUAUUUAAGUUCAAUACCAGAUCAAACAACAAAACGAACAUCUUCAUUUAUUGAUGAGCCACUAAAACUAGAGAAAUCUCAGACAGUUAUACGUCAAUUACAACCUAUACAUGAAUGUCCUUUUUAA
Rotaria sp. Silwood2 is the source of this 2109-nucleotide messenger RNA. The record is from the annotation of a GenBank genome assembly. Lineage: Eukaryota; Metazoa; Rotifera; Eurotatoria; Philodinida; Philodinidae.